Molecule: messenger RNA, 2186 nt
Organism: Rattus norvegicus (Norway rat)
Lineage: Eukaryota; Metazoa; Chordata; Mammalia; Rodentia; Muridae
Gene: Chit1
Product: chitinase 1
Exons: 12
Coding region: 584-1978 (464 amino acids)
Biological process (GO): chitin catabolic process; carbohydrate metabolic process
Cellular component (GO): extracellular region; lysosome
Molecular function (GO): chitinase activity; endochitinase activity; chitin binding
Source: RefSeq, marked validated
GGACACCACUGAGGUGGCCAUGGUAAGAAGCUGUAUCAGGCAGGGUCUGAUUAAAGUGUCUCAAAGGACACCCUGGCUGCUCCGGAAGUGCCAGCAGAGGGCAGAGAGGAAGGAGGGAACUCAGAGAAGAGGCUCUGUUGGUGUGCAGGGUACCAGCUGACACCAUCGUGGAGGUGGAGGAGAUAGGCCAGCUAGUAACACCUGGCCAUUGAGGGUGGAGAAAAGAGGGAGUUUCUAUGUGUGAUAGUUGGCAUAUAGUUGGCCCAGGGAGUGGCACUAUUAAAAGAUGUGACUCUGUUGGAGUGGGUGUGUCACUGUGCAUGUGGGUUUUAAGACCCUCAUCUUGGCUGCCUGGGAGUAUUCUGUUAGUAGCCUUCAGAUGAAGAUGUAGAACUCUCAGCUCCUCCUGCACCAUGCCUGCCUGGAUGCUGCCAUGUUCCCACCCUGUUGAUAAUGGACUGAACCUCUGAACCUGUAUCCAUUUCAACAUUUCUGGCUGUGUGGCAGCAGGCCAGCCUGAGGAGAGCAGAGCAGGACCUGUGGAGCCGCUCCUCACAGAGCUCUAUCUGCUGGAGGCAGGGUCAUGGUGCAGUCCCUGGCCUUGGCAGGUGUGACGACUCUGCUGAUGAUCCAGUGGGGCUCUGCUGCAAAACUGUUCUGCUACUUCACCAACUGGGCCCAGUACCGGUCCGGGGCAGCUCGAUUCCUACCUAGGGAUGUGGAUCCCAACCUGUGUACCCAUGUCAUCUAUGCCUUUGCUGGACUGAACAACCACCAGGUCAGCACUGUAGAGCCCAAUGACGAGCUUUUCUACCAAGAGCUGAACAGCCUAAAGAAGAGGAACCCCAAGCUCAAGACCCUGUUAGCCGUCGGGGGCUGGAGCUUUGGUACCCAGAAGUUCACAGACAUGGUGGCCACAGCCAGCACCCGGCAGACCUUUGUCAACUCAGCUCUCUCGUUCCUGCGCACUCAUGGUUUUGACGGCCUUGACCUUGACUGGGAAUACCCAGGAAGCCGAGGGAGCCCAGCAGUAGACAAAGAGAGAUUCACAGCGCUGAUACAGGAUUUGGCCAAAGCCUUCCAGGAGGAAGCCCGGGCCUCAGGGAAAAGUCGCCUCCUUCUGACUGCAGCUGUACCAACUGGUCGAGGCCAUGUGGAUGCUGGUUAUGAGGUGGACAAGAUUGUUCAGAGUUUGGAUUUCAUCAACCUUAUGGCCUACGACUUCCACAGCUCCUGGGACAAGACCACAGGGCACAACAGCCCCCUCUACAAAAGGCAAGGAGAGACUGGGAAAGAUGCUGAAAAAAAUGUGGAUGCUGCUGUGACGCUCUGGCUGCAGAAGGGGACCCCUGCCAGCAAACUGAUGCUUGGCAUGCCCGCCUACGGACGCUCCUUCACCUUGGCCUCCUCAUCAGACAGUGGAGUUGGGGCUCCAGCCACAGGACCUGGGGCCCCAGGCCCCUAUACUAAGGAAAAGGGGAUACUGGUUUACUUUGAGGUCUGCUCCUGGAAGGGAAAACAGAGAAUCGAGGACCAGAAGGUGCCCUAUGUCUCCCAGGGCAACCAAUGGGUGGGAUUUGAUGACAGGGAAAGCUUCAGAGCCAAGGCUGCCUAUGUGAAACAGAAGGGACUGGGAGGGGCCAUGGUCUGGAUUCUGGAUGGGGAUGACUUCAAAGGUUCCUUCUGCAACGAGGGCCAGUACCCUCUCAUCCGGACACUACACCAGGAGCUGAGCCUUUCAUCCGGGCCUCCAAGAAGCCCAGAACAGGAAGUACCUGGGCCACACCAGCCUUCUGAGCCCGAGCAGGGCCCCAGCCCAGGGCUAGAUGACUUCUGCCAAGGCAAAGCUGAUGGGCUCUACCCCAACCCUACAGAAAAGUCCAGUUUCUACAGCUGUGGAGGGGGGCGACUGUUCCAGCACAGCUGCCCCCCAGGCCUGGUGUUUAUCGACUCUUGCAAAUGCUGUACCUGGGGUUGAGUCCCUGGAGUCCCAUCAGACUCCAGUCUGAGGCCAGGCUUGGGACGCCCCGCCCCCUGCCAGUAGCUUGCUUCUGCUUUCCCUGGGGGGCUGCAGGAGGCCUCUCUGUUCUUUCCCUGACUCGGCCUCUGCUCAGCUUUUUGGCUUCCUUUUUGUCUCUUCUAGGCUCCCGCUUUACCUGAAAAAAUAAACUUAUUUUUCACCCCCG